CGCGCGCGCGUGCGCGGAGUGGGGGAGAGUCCGCCCAGCUGCCCCAGACCCAGGGCAAGAAAGGGUCGCGUUAGCCGCGCGACCCUAGACGCCCGCCGCUGCCCAAUUCCCUACCGCCGGCAUGAACCGCAAGAAGCUGCAGAAGUUGACGGACACCUUAAUUAAAAAUUGCAAGCACUUUAAUAAAUUUGAAGUAAACUGUCUUAUAAAUCUUUUUUAUAAUUUGGUGGGAGAAGUAACAGAGCGGCAAGGUACCACCAUUGGGCUAGAUCGUAAUGCAUUUCGAAACAUCCUACACGUGACAUUUGGAAUGACAGAUGACAUGAUUAUGGACAGAGUAUUCCGAGGUUUUGAUAAGGACAACGAUGGCUGUGUAAACGUAUCAGAGUGGAUUUAUGGAUUAUCAGUAUUUCUUCGAGGAACUUUGGAAGAAAAAAUGAAAUAUUGCUUUGAGGUGUUUGAUUUGAAUGGUGAUGGAUUCAUUUCAAAGGAGGAAAUGUUCCAUAUGUUGAAGAACAGCCUACUCAAACAGCCAUCUGAAGAAGACCCUGAUGAAGGAAUUAAAGAUUUGGUUGAAAUAACACUUAAAAAAAUGGAUCAUGACCAUGAUGGGAAGCUGUCUUUCACAGACUAUGAACAGGCUGUAAGAGAAGAGACCCUUCUACUAGAAGCUUUUGGACCAUGUCUUCCUGAUCCAAAGAGUCAUCUGGAAUUUGAAGCUCAAGUAUUCAAAGAUCCAAGUGAAUUCAAUGAUAUAUGAAUACCUAAAAGUGUUGUCUCAAAAUGAAGCAGAUGAUCUUCUCAAAUGUUUUCCAGUCUCAGUUACCAUUGAAGGAGGAGCCAACCUAAAUACAUACCAAGCAAAUCAAAGUCCUCUUCUCAUGAAACUUGCCCAGUUUUUAAGGGGAGCAGAAAAGGAAGGAAGUCUUAACAGUGGACUAUCCUGCAUGAAACGAAGAAUUCUUCAGCAUUUGAAAUGUCUUUAUCAGAGUGCCAUUAACCUGAGCAAUGGUUAACUGUUCACAGUUCCAUCAGUUGGUAAUUUGUGGCUUUCUGUGUACCUCCUGCCUCCUACCUAAUCCGUCCAAGAAAAUAUUCCUCCCCCUAAGACACACAUCCUCUUGUUUAUUUUCACCUCCCUCCUGCCUGUUAAGCUCUACACUGCCCCUAUUAUGUGGCCCCAGCCAGACUCACAGAGAUUUCCCUGGGUGAGAAGCUUGCUAACUUAAAGGCAUUUGAAUAAAUUGGGUAAAAUACAAGCUGUCCUCCACUUAACCUGAGGUGCACCUUCCUGUCUUCUGUCCCCGUCUCCAAAGUCAGCCCAGAGCUGGGCAACAGUGAGCCUGAAGAUGGAGAAUGGCACAGAAGGAAGCAGAGGAAUUUACAAGUUCUCCUGCAAGAGACAUUUAGAGCUUGUGUCACUGCCUCCUGGUAGGAAUGAUUAACUCCAAAGCCCAGGGAAGUCCAGGAGAGUAAUUAAAACCAUUUGGCCAAGUCCUCCUUAAUGACUCCUUCAGAAAUACAAGAGAGUCAGAAAGUGGAUAAAAUGACUGCUACAAUCUCAAUAAUACAUUCUACAACAAUCCAGAGAGCACUUUUGUUCCAGGUAUUAUGCUAAGUACUUUAUAUUCAUUAUCUUACUCAUUUCUCACAACUACACUAAGAGGUAAACAUUAUUUACUGUCUUUAUCCUACAUAUGAGACAAUAGGAGUUUAAGAAAAUCAAGGAACUCCUUCAACAUCUUAAGCUGGUCAAGAACAAAGCCAAGAUUCAAACCUCAACUAGUUCUAACAUUGAAGAUGUUUCUCUAAAGCAAUAUGUAUUCUUCUUGCCAUACAUACUCUUGAUGUUUGAAAUUACUGAGCACCCCUACUUCCUGAAUAAUCUUCAAAUUGCCCCUUCAAGUCACCCUAUGUACCUGGCAUUCUAGUGAAUGAGACUGUUGACAACUCUCUUUAAGGGCACUGUUCUCAUCUUUCCUUCUUUAGCUGAAGUUUACAAUUUGGAUGUAAACCUGCCUACAUUUGGAACCAAUAAAAAUCUAAACAUUGUAUUGGAACUGUGCCUUGUCAGGAGUCCACAUGUGGUAAAUGUGAUUCAUGAAUGGUGGCCAAGCUGUUAUACUCUGUGGCUCCACGGUCAGCACAGGGUUAGAAGUAAGAUGAGUGUCACCCAACCAACCGUUUUCUCCAAUGGAAGGAGAAAACAGAGGCUGAAACCAUUUCUGGUUUGUGAGGAGGAUGGAAGUCCUUAAGAAAGGAGAGGAAAUGGCUGAACUCCUCAAAUGGAGAAUGUUUCUUGGGCCAUCUUGGGUAGUACCAAAGAAAGAUGUCUAUCUGAAGAAGAUGCCAAUGAUGAGAGGACAUAAUUUAGUGGCAAAUAUUAGCAAUGAUGAUAUGGCCUUUCCUGGGUGCCAGUAACUGGUCCAAGGAUGCUAAUCGAGGUGGAAAUGAAUUUGUAGCCCAGCCAAGACCCUGUUCUAGCUCCAAUGCUCUCUCAUUGUCACAAGGUAUCGCAUGGCCUUGCAUGGGUCACACAAACUUAAAAAGUCUGAUAGAAGUGAAAAAUGGUGGAUAUUUUGGUGUGGACAUUGCAUUUGUCAUCCAAACUGAAGAUACUGAGAGAGAAAGGGAAAUGCUAAUAAUUAUACUGGGACAAUGUAAUCCCAAAUAAAUUGGGAUAUACAGCCACUCAUGGCAAGCUAUGUACUACUCAAAUUUCAUUUGAUGUAAAAUGAGAAUAAUACCUACUCUCUGUAUCUCAAACACACAAGGUUUUUUAAGAAUUGAAUGUGAUAAUAUCUAUGACAUCAUUUUGUGACCUGUGAAGUACAAUACAAAUACAUAUAUUGAUACAGGUAUGUACUAGACAGUGGAAUCCAUGCUCUGUCUUGGAGCAUGCUUGUGUUCUCAUAUAUAAUGAAGCAAUAAGAAGAACAACAACGUAGAAAUGAGAUACAUUUGAUUAAAUGUGUGACAUUGCUUAAGCUACUUAGCCAGUAAAAGAAAUCCAAAGGGUAGCUCUAAAAAUAUAUUUAGUAAUCUAGUGUAUUUAUAGACAUGAAUCUCACAAAAUGUGGAUAAAACUUCAAUAUAAACAACACUAGAAUUUUCAUGAUUGGAGUUAGUGAAAUUAUGUCUCCUAUUAACACACAUACACACAUACAUACACAUACAUCUCUCCUAACAAACUCACAGACAUACACACAGUGGUUUAUUAUAUUUAACAGACACAUUAGAGUAUCCUGAAUUUCACUCUCACCCUGUCAAGAUACCACUAAUUCUAAAGCAAUCAGUACCAUGCUGUUAAUGAUUACAGUCCUGAUUAACUACAAUCAAGAUGAUGUGUUUGCUAUGCUGGCUCUAAGGUACUGAAAUAUUAAAGAGAAAUGAAUAAGAUGCAUGGUUUGUAUGAAAGAUUAGAAGUAAGAAAUCCACUGAAUAAACAUGAACUUACAUCCAAAUUAUGUGAGCCUCAACUAGCCAAGACACCUUGGUCUACUUGCUAUGUUCUUAAAUUGGAUAGUAUAAAUUUGACUAAGGGCAAAACAGACGUACUGUAUUUUGAUUCAUGCACAUGCAGCCCUAGGAAUUACACUCAAAUUAUAACGAGGAAGUGGGUGCACUCUCUUUAUUUCCAAGGACUGUGAAAAUCAUCAUGUUUGGAUUUAUGUAUGAUGUCUGCAUGGCAAUACACCCAGUAUCCACAGACUACAUACUGGGUAACAAAAGGGAGAUGGAGAAAAGGAUAUUGUCCCUGUCUGCAAAUAGCAAACCAUCUAGGAAAUCAGACUUGCUGUUGUCUUGGAAAAUAGGAGGAGAAGGAGAAAAAAGGAAUGAGAGAGGAGGAGGAGAUGGAAAAAUAAAAUGAA
Messenger RNA from Mustela lutreola (European mink), 3872 nucleotides. RefSeq names its product calaxin (gene CLXN). The transcript is spliced from 7 exons. NCBI's taxonomy places the organism in Eukaryota, Metazoa, Chordata, Mammalia, Carnivora, Mustelidae. Bases 122 to 760 code for a protein of 212 amino acids. The record is from RefSeq and is a predicted model, not a curated record. Gene Ontology annotation, molecular function: calcium ion binding.